AUGAACCGUGGCGGGUUUCGAAGAACUUAUAGUAGUAAUUCUAUCAAAGUUUCGAAAGCCGAAGUAGGACCGAGUAGUUUUGAAAAGAUCAAACUUUUAGGGAAAGGUGACGUUGGUAGAGUGUAUCUUGUUCGCGAAAAACGUAGGAGUUUAGAAUCUGUAGGAAGUGAUGAGCUUUCUAAUCAACCGAGACUUUACGCGAUGAAGGUUUUGAAUAAGAAGGAAAUGAUUCAACGCAAUAAGAUUAAACGUGCUUUAGCUGAACAGGGUAUAUUAUCCACUAGCAAUCACCCGUUCAUAGUGACACUGUAUCAUUCAUUUCAGUCUGAGGAUUACCUCUAUUUUUGCAUGGAAUACUGCAUGGGUGGUGAAUUUUUCCGGGCCCUUCAAGCUCGCCCUGAUAAACGUCUUGCUGAAGAAGAUGCGCGAUUCUAUGCUGCGGAGGUCAUCUCUGCUCUAGAAUAUUUACAUCUUCAUGGGUAUAUUUACCGAGAUUUGAAGCCUGAAAACAUCCUGUUACAUCAAUCUGGUCAUAUCAUGCUUUCGGACUUUGACCUCUCAAAACAAUCUGAAGUGGGCGGCGCACCGGCUAGUGUCAAGACUAUCACGCCAAAUGGUGUACCACUUAUUGACACCAAAUCAUGUAUUGCCGACUUUCGUACAAAUUCAUUUGUAGGUACUGAGGAGUAUAUCGCACCCGAGGUCAUCAAGGGCAAUGGUCAUUCAUCUGCGGUUGAUUGGUGGACGGUAGGAAUCUUGAUUUACGAAAUGCUUUACGGUUUCACGCCCUUCAAAGGACCUGAUCGACCUAGUACAUUCGCCAAUGUAUUGAAGCGAGAAGUCACGUUUCCGGAUCAUCCAGUCGUAUCAGCCGUUGGUAAGAGCCAUGUAAGAAAGCUUUUGGUCAAAGAUGAACACCGUAGAUUGGGUAGUCAGAGCGGUGCAAGUGAGGUGAAACAGCAUAAGUGGUUCGCUCCAAUUAGCUGGGGACUCCUGAGAAACUGUACACCACCCAUCAUACCUUCUAUCAACACACUGGAUCUCACGGCAGUUGUCAAAAGCUCAAGAAGAGAUUCCAAAUCACUUGACCUCGAGAGUCAAAUCAUGGCUCCAAUUCUAACUUCCUCCACCUCAUCACUGAAUCCACAUAACCUAACACCUUCAAAUCACAAGCUCGAUGACUCUGAUGUUAGCGAGAUCAUCAAACCGGAUACCAAUGACCCAUUUGGAGAAUUUUCAUCACUCUCUCUUCAUCACAAUGGAUCGUUUGGUUAAAAGCAUCUCUUCUCAUUCACAACUAUUACUCUUACUUUUUUGUCAGUUUUGAUUGGAAUUGUCUAUAUUCGGGUUCAUACAUCCAUUCUGUGACAGGUUGACGGAUUCAGUGGGUAAGUUGAGGGGGGGAAGAAGUGCAUCUGGGAUAUCUGGGAUCCCCUUUUGUCGCCUGUCAUUCAUUAUCAUCAAUUUUUCGUUGACUCAUCCAUCUUAAAUUUUAAUCGUAUCUCAUACCUCAUAAUAUGUGUCUCUCUUUCUUUUCUUUGGCCUCGUUUGCUUUUUCUUUAGCUCAUUGGAAUAUACGGCUUGCCUAUCAUCUCACUAUUAUCUUUUAUCUAUAUCUUCGUUUGUGUAUGUGUUGUUCUUUGUGGUUUUCUCUUUGCCUACUCUAGACCCAUUUGUUUUUGUUUUGUUAAUGGUUUUUAUUUGUGAACGUAGUUUAUCUUAUACUUUGUGACGCUGUUUUUUCAUAUAUAUUUACUAUCGUUUAGUCUGGAUAUGACAUCUUAUUUUACUUUAUAAUACAUACCCAAUUGAUGGAUUUUCAAUUUCCAGUGGAUCGAAUUUUUGUUUGUUUCAGUUUUUGCUAUCAGUAUAACAAUGAUAUGUAGAUGAAAGUUCAAUUUUUUGGC
This is a messenger RNA of Melampsora larici-populina 98AG31, 1907 nucleotides long. RefSeq lists its product as uncharacterized. Gene Ontology annotation, biological process: protein phosphorylation. Gene Ontology annotation, molecular function: ATP binding; protein serine/threonine kinase activity. The record is from RefSeq and is a predicted model, not a curated record. NCBI's taxonomy places the organism in Eukaryota, Fungi, Basidiomycota, Pucciniomycetes, Pucciniales, Melampsoraceae. The transcript is spliced from 6 exons. Gene Ontology annotation, cellular component: plasma membrane; nucleus; cytoplasm. Bases 1 to 1275 code for a protein of 424 amino acids.